This is a messenger RNA of Notodromas monacha, 1662 nucleotides long. The record is from the annotation of a GenBank genome assembly. NCBI's taxonomy places the organism in Eukaryota, Metazoa, Arthropoda, Ostracoda, Podocopida, Cyprididae.
AUGGUUAAAUCGGGGACAAAAGCGUUCACGAACGCGGACGUGACGAGUAGUUCUGGGCUUAGUGACGCGACUAGCGAGGCUGACGUUGACCUGACACGCUUGGCCAGGAAGCGGAAAGCCGGCAAAGAACCCGGGGGCGACGAGAACUUGGAACCCAACCAGGAGCCCGUCAUUGAUAAACAGUUUCCGAAAAACCUGGGAGAAAAUUGCGCCUCUGUGGCGUCUGUUGUGAAGAGGACCAAGUUGGCGUUGAGCGGUAUGUGGAGCGCCGCGGCUUCGGGAACCGUGGCUACGUUACGGGUAAAGAAUGGCCAGAAAUCCGACGCGGACUUCGCCGGACUGGACAAUGUUGGGAACACUUGUUUCGUGAACUCGUGUUUGUAUGCCUUGCGUUUUCUCCCCGGUUUCCCCGGUGCAAUGCACGAAUUUCAGAAGAAAAUCGUGCAGCUGGGGAAGAAGGUUGAACUGGAAUCUCAAGAGCUGAAAAGCUGUGCAGAGCUUGUUUUGAGUCUGCACGAAGUUUUUCUUGAGCUUAGGAAACGGGAGACUGCGGGUAAAAAGAAUCCGGAAGCCGUUCGCCCCCUGGCAUUUGUCGACGCGUUCAGAAAUUGUCAGCCUUCGUACCAAAAGGGCGAUCAAUUCGACGCGCACGAGUUUCUCUUGUUGAUCCUCAACUCUCUCAGCGUGCUGGCGAAAGAAGUGCACAAGGUGGAGCGACGCUUGCGCGGCGAGGCGGAAGAGGCGGCGUUGGCGCGACGUAACAACGGCGGCAAGGAUCGAGCUGGAGACGCCGGCGGACGGACGCGGGUCCGGCGGUCGAGCAGAUGGAACAAGGGCCGAUGCGGCAGUGGCGGCGGCCUGGACGUGGCCGUGGUAAACCCGUGGGUUUUGGCCAAGGCUGAGCUGAAUAACGCUUUUGGAUUCAUGUCGCUCGGGGGCUGGAGAGGCGCUGGUAACAAGGCUGUGCGGGAGAACGUCGUUGAUGGGAACGAGAGGGUGAAAACUGAAGCAGUGGAUGCCUGUGAUUACCAGGAAACACACAUGACGGGAACAUGUGUGGUUGAAACCAAGUGUCUGGACUGUGAGGAGACUACGAACAUCGUAGAGAGCUUUACACUGCUCAGCAUCCCUGUCGAUGACGAAGGAUUGACUUUAAGCGAAGAAGCCAGUGAUGAUCCGUCGUAUACCCCGAUUUUGAAUCGUUUACGAGUCGAGGACUUGCUGGCGGACGAGAACAAGAUUUUCUGCGAUAUUUGUUCCACGCGACAACCGGCUAAACGUUCCGUUGCAUACUCCCGGUUGCCUGCCAUUCUGGUCCUUCAUUUGAAACGCUUCUCUACGUUCUACAAUGCACGAACGUCGAAGAUUGAAAGUGAAAAAUCGAUCGAUUUUUUGCGGACGCCGUCGGUGAUACCUUGCUUUUGUCAGGAAUGUGAACGCGGUGCAUCAGGAAGUACCAGAAUAAAAUGCAAAAAUACCAACAUUGUGUCUCCGGAUGUAUCUUACCCAAAGAGAAAAGAACAUCAAGCAAAAAUCUCGGAUUCGUCGAUAAACCGGAGAACCGAGUUGCUCUUGCCAGGCAAACAUCAGCUCAUCUUCAUGCCAUUAACCAUCACCGGAAAUGACAAAAGUGCAAGACUAAUGGAUGUAACGAUGUUUUAA